Molecule: messenger RNA, 471 nt
Organism: Acaromyces ingoldii
Lineage: Eukaryota; Fungi; Basidiomycota; Exobasidiomycetes; Exobasidiales; Cryptobasidiaceae
Exons: 1
Coding region: 1-471 (156 amino acids)
Source: RefSeq, a predicted model, not a curated record
AUGACCCGCGUCGCCAAAGAGACCUUGCACAAGACCAUCUUCGAAUUGAAGAAUUUUCUCAUCGAGAGAGUGCCCAAGCGCAUUCACCACGGCGGCUUCGGCUCUCCGCCGAUCUCGCCCACUGAAGAUCUCAAGAAUCGUCCUGCGAUCGAAUGGCAAGACCUUCCUUGGACUUCCAGCAGGGCCCAUCUGUCAUGCGAGGUUCUGCAUCUUGAGAAGCCAAGGGAUGGAAACUUCAGUGCUCUCGAUUCUGCAUUUCUGCGGACUUUCUGCCGCAGCUCAUGUCCCGAAGCCUCCGACGAGGACCUGAUGGCAUCGCAGCGCAGCGGCGCAUAUAGUCAACUCAACUUUUCCCAAUCUGGCUUCGCCGACUCGUACUUCUCCCAGUGCACCCAAGGCUCCCAACAGCUGCAAGAGAACGAGGAAGAGGAUGGCCACCGUACUAAGCUGGUGCGUGGUCGGCUGCUGUAG